Molecule: messenger RNA, 1686 nt
Organism: Onthophagus taurus
Lineage: Eukaryota; Metazoa; Arthropoda; Insecta; Coleoptera; Scarabaeidae
Source: RefSeq, a predicted model, not a curated record
UGUUGGUAUUUAAAAAAAAAAGGGAGAAAAAAAAAAAAAAAUUCUUUUUAUUUCUUUUGUGGAUAGUUGUCAUUUUGUAUAUUGUCACAAGCUUUUAUUGUUUGUUAUUUUGUGGUUAUUAUUUGAAUUGGUUCCGUAUUAUAAUGUCGAACUCCUUUCGCGUAGAACAUUUGAAUGUGAGAUCGGUGCUGGCACACUUUGAUGAACUUAGGGAUUAUUUGUUGCUUUCUAGAUGUGAUGUGCUUGGUAUCUCAGAGACUUGGUUGAAUGGAAGGAUUGAUGAUCGACUACUACAUGUGGACGGCUAUAACUUCUAUAGAGUUGAUAGACAAUCUAGAGGUGGUGGAGUUGGUUUUUUUAUAAGAGAUUGUUAUUCCUGUAAAAUAAUUCACGUUCAGCCGAUACAGGGAGCUGAGCAGCUUUGGGUUGAGUUGGUCUUGGGAGGGAUGCAUAUAGCUUUUGGUGUUUGUUAUAGACCUCCAAAUUGUGAUCUGAAGCUAUUUCUUGAAGGACUUGAAAGGUCACUUUCUGUUGUAUAUCCCUCAGUUGAUGAGAUAGUUGUUGUUGGAGAUUUUAAUGUUAACUUUUUGGUUGAGAGUCCAUCCACUAUAUCUCUUAAGAGUACCCUUGAGGUGUUUGCCUUGCGUGAGGUUGUUGACGUGCCUUCUAGGAUAUCUAGCUCCUCCGUCUCUCUUAUUGACCUGAUCUUUGUAUCUGGUGCCCUGAUGGUUUCUGAUUGUAAUACGCUUGAUCUUGGUUUCUCUGACCAUCUGUUGAUUUUUUGUGAACUGACAAUUCAAAGAAUUAGGGCUAGAUCCAGGUUUGUUACUUUUCGCAAUUUGCGUAAUAUUAUCAUGGACAAUUUUAAUAGAGACUUAGAUAUUAUGAAUUGGGAGGCUUUAUAUGUUCUCCCCUCUAUUGAUGAAAAGGUCGACUAUUUUAAUGAGGUUUUAAUCUCUUUAUUUGAUGUUCAUGCACCACUCAUUACUGGAACUGUUAAGAAGGACUCUUUGCCGUGGUUUACUAGCAACAUCAGGGAGAUGAUAGGACUUAGAGAGGCUGCCUUGAGGCGUUACAAGAGAACAGGAAAUCCUGUACAUUUUCAAUACUACAAACAGCUGCGUAACUUUGUCACCGGUGCUAUUCGUCGUGAAAAAAAGGCUUUUCUUGAACAGAACUGUGUGGUUGGGGGACCUCGUUCUAUGUGGAGGACAUUGAGAAAGUAUAAUGUUGUUAAGUCUAAUAUUACAGAUUUACCUCCUCAUCUGGCCGAUCCGGACAAUAUUAAUUUGUUUUUUUCUGAAGCUAUUGGUGAUGUUGUUGUUGAACCUGACGCUGAUUUAUUACAUUUUUAUGAUAGAUAUAGAUUAAAUCCUGAAGGUACUACCUUUACUUUCAGUGACGUCUCUGUGGAAUUUGUUGAGCGAAUGUUACUUUCAUUUAAGUCCACUAGUGUUGGUUCUGAUGGAAUUUCCCUGGAUAUGGUUAGGUUGUGCUGUCCUCGUAUUUUGAAUGUUCUUUGCCAUAUAAUUAAUUUCUGCUUGAAAGAGUCAGUUUACCCGAGUGCGUGGAAGUUUGGUUUGGUGACUCCUGUUCCUAAAGCCAAUCCAGUUCCCGGUUCUUUCCAAAGUGUUGGAGAGGAUUAUGGCGGAACAACUACAAUCCUUUUUAAAUUCUAAUCAUAUU